Messenger RNA from Maniola jurtina (meadow brown), 1035 nucleotides. RefSeq lists its product as uncharacterized. Bases 37 to 1035 code for a protein of 332 amino acids. Gene Ontology annotation, cellular component: extracellular matrix. The record is from RefSeq and is a predicted model, not a curated record. The transcript is spliced from 4 exons. NCBI's taxonomy places the organism in Eukaryota, Metazoa, Arthropoda, Insecta, Lepidoptera, Nymphalidae.
AAGAGACAACAAGCAUCAAUCAAACAAACCAACAAGAUGGCCCACCAGCUGGUUCUUUUGUCUGGCCUGGUCAUGGCAGCGCAGUCCAUGGUCCUGCAUCCUCGACCUUUGCCGAUUUUUUUGGCCCAGUAUCCUGAACCGAACUACAGUUUUGCAUACGACGUGAACGAUCCACACACUGGAGAUGUUAAAAGUCAGCAUGAAAGCAGACGAGGAGACAUCGUCAUUGGACAAUACUCCCUAGUUCAACCCGACGGUAUCAAGAGAACUGUUGACUAUACAGCUAACGAUAACACAGGAUUCCUUGCAACAGUCAACAACCAAGUCAGGCCUAUUAGCCAGGAACAAUCGAACAGGCGUUACAAGGUGCCGGAACAAAGUACUCGCCCAUCCAACAAAGGCCACGAAGUUCAGUACAACACCGCCAGCACAGCCUCCUACAGCACUCCUCAGGGUUGGCCCGACAACUCACAGAGCGUUACUCCCGCCCCCGUCACAAUCACCAGGACGUCGUCAUCGGUCGUUCACCCCUCUUUCUCAAACGGACACAAUCCUUGGAUUCACAACAACUCAUCCUCCUACAAAAUGGUUGCGAAGUUCGUCGUUCUGUUCGCCGUCAUGGCCGUCGCUUCAGCUGAGUUCUACCACCAGUCCUCUUACGCCGUAGCUGAUCCCUUCACUGGAGACUUCAAGCAUCAAGUAGAGAGCCGUACCAGGGACAACGUUCUCGGACAAUACUCCCUCUUGGAAUCUGAUGGAACCCGCCGUACUGUGGACUACACUGCCGGUCCUCAAGGCUUCAACGCCGUUGUGCGAAAGGACCCCGCUCUGGUCGCUGCUGCUCCUGCUCUUUCCUACGCCGCGGCCCCCGCUGCUGCUAUUCCCUACGCCGCUGCCCCCGCUGCUGCUAUUCCCUACGCAGCUGCCCCCACUGCUGCUAUUCCCUACGCAGCUGCCGGUUACCCCAUCAGAUACUCCGCCGCUUACGGUGCCUACCCCUACAGCUACGGCUACCCCUACGGACGUCUCUACUAG